Molecule: messenger RNA, 2203 nt
Organism: Sorex fumeus (smoky shrew)
Lineage: Eukaryota; Metazoa; Chordata; Mammalia; Eulipotyphla; Soricidae
Gene: UIMC1
Product: ubiquitin interaction motif containing 1
Exons: 14
Coding region: 2-2176 (724 amino acids)
Biological process (GO): double-strand break repair; positive regulation of DNA repair
Cellular component (GO): BRCA1-A complex
Molecular function (GO): DNA binding; K63-linked polyubiquitin modification-dependent protein binding; histone binding
Source: RefSeq, a predicted model, not a curated record
GAUGCCACGGCGAAAGAAGAAAGUUAAAGAUCCCUCCGAGCCUCACAGUGUGGAGAAGACAGAGGCGGAAAACAGCAGCUCCGGCUCUGUGAAGAGAAAGCGCAGAGUUGAGGAUACAUUCAUUGUCAUCUCUGAUAGUGAGGGGGAGGAACCAAAGGAAGAGAAUGGAUUGCAGAAUACAAAAACGAAACAGCCCAACAGAGCCAAGGGUUUGGCUAAGAGAAAAAUCGCACAGAUGACGGAGGAGGAACAGUUUGAGCUGGCUCUUCAAAUGAGUGAGCAGGAAGCUAGGGCAGUGAACAGCCAGGAGGAAGAAGAGGAGGCGCUCUUGAGGAAAGCCAUUGCUGAAAGCCUGAAUAGUUGCCGGCCUUCGGAUGCUCCAGCUUCCAGCUCUGGACCUCUGGCCACUGGACCGUCAUCUUCCCAGUCCCACCAAGAGAACACCACAGACUCGGGGCCCACUGAAGGCAAAUGGCAUCUGGGACCUCCAUCCCUGUUUAAAGGCUCCCUUAUCAGUCAGGGAAACGAGGCUGAGGACAGAGAGGAGCCCUGGGACCACCCUGAAAGCACAGAAGAGGAGUCGAGCUGUGGCAGCUCAGGAAGCUGGGAGCAGGCAAACUCGCCAGUGUUUGAGAAUGGGACCGCUAACUGUGCUGACAGAUGCACUGGCCAUUUGACUGAGCACACAGUGUCGGGGAAACCCCAGGAAACUAUUGGGAAGGGCUCCGCAUGUCCACAGGCUGCCCAGGGUAGGGGGGACACAGCUAGGCCCUGUCGGCCCGCGCCCACAGAGGCUAAAUGUCUCCAGGACGCUGAGGGCACAGUGCACUACUUCUGGGGUGUUCCAUUCUGCCCGUCCGGCGUGGACCCUAACCAGUACACCAAGGUCAUUCUCUGCCAGUUGGAGGUGUAUCAAAAGAGUCUGAAAAAGGCUCAGAGGCAGCUCUUAAGGAAAAAAGGCUUUGGGGAUCCCGUGUUACCCAGCCCUCCCUCUCUGAUCCAGAGCGAAUGUGGCCAAGGCGAUCAGGCUAGUGAGCAAAAGGAAGGUAGCUCCGAAGAUGCAGGAGAUGAAGACACAGAGGUGAGGCAGGAGUCUAGGGCCGCUAUCUGGCACGCCAAGCCCAUGGAUUUCCGAGAAAGCCCCGUCGAAAGCUUGCAGGAGAAUCCUUUGUUGGAGGAAGAACAACCCACCACGAGUCAUGGUCAGUCUUCCCAAGGGCUCUUUCUUGAAGAAAACUCUGAAGAAAGAAACUCUGUAUCUGCCCCACAAAGCGUUGCCACUUUGCCCAGUAAGAGAAGUUCCGUCCCUCGGCCAGAAGGUUCUGCAGAGGAAAUCACUGUGUGUCCAGAAACCCAGCUAAGUUCCCCAGAAACUGUGGACCCUGAAAGAGAAGUUUCUUCAGGGAGCAGAGAGACCCCGGAUAAAGUGAAAGUUGUCACAACCAAUAAGGAGGUUGGUAGUGGGGAUGAUGCUGAGAAGAAAGCCCGUCCAUCUUCAUUUUUGUCCGGCAUCCAGGUAUCCUGCCCGCUAUGCGACCAAGGCUUCCCGCCUACGAAGAUCGAGCUGCACGCCAUGUACUGCAAUGGACUCGUGGAGCAGGAAACAGUGUUGACUCGGAGGCAAAAAGAGGCCAGGAAUAGGAGCUUGGGCGAGACUUCUGACGCUGACAAGAAUGAGAAAUGUUACCUCUGCAAAGCCCGGGUCCCGUUCAGAGACUAUCACGGGCACGUCAUGGCCUGUCUGCGCCUCGCCAAGAAGGCCAGCAGCAGCCGGGGAGAGAAAUCGGGGCAUUGGCAGCACCCGGGCUCCUCCACGGAAGGCAAGCAGCCACCACCCCGGCGCCAGGGGAACCCCAAGGAAAAAGGCCGCAGUGAAGGCCGACUGCUCAGUGUCUUGGAACAGUCUGAAUACCAGGCAGCAGACGCCGAGGUGAAGGUCGAGUCUUCAGGGACAGGAACCUGCAGGGUGCCAUCCUCUGGGAUGGAAGAAGCCGGCUGCAGCAGAGAGAGGCCUAGUUGCCUCAUCCCGCUCAACCUCAGUGAGUCGCCCAUCAAGUCUUUUGUGCCUGUUUCCGAAGCCACGGAUUGCUUGGUGGACUUCAAAAAGCAGCUCGCUGCCCCACCAGGCAGCCGGCCACGGACCAAAGGUGGCAGAGGCAGGAGGAAGAAAUCCUGAAGGCCUUUGGGCUGAAAGUUGGCAGAA